This is a messenger RNA of Odocoileus virginianus texanus, 767 nucleotides long. The record is from RefSeq and is a predicted model, not a curated record. NCBI's taxonomy places the organism in Eukaryota, Metazoa, Chordata, Mammalia, Artiodactyla, Cervidae.
GGAUCGGUCAGGCCGGGCGCCGCGGCGGCGGCUGCAGCGGAGGAGAAGCAAUCCAGACCGGAAGGGUCCUAGGCGCCCCGGCGCCCCUCACACCCUUUGCGGCGGCGGCGACGGCGGCGGCGGGGCGGAGCGGAGCAGAGCGGGGCGGGGCGACCGGCCGAGCCCGGGGCAGCGGAGCCGCGAGCAGCUAGCGCGCUGCGCCGCCAGUCCGCCCGCCUGCCCUCUCCCUCUGGCGCGGCGGCGGGGAGGCGAGGAAUCUGACGACUGUACCCGUUCUUUGGAAUAUUAUAUGACACUACAUCAUGAGUGACAGUAAAUGUGAUAGUCAGUUUUACAGUGUACAAGUGGCAGACUCAACUUUCACUGUCCUAAAACGAUACCAGCAGUUGAAACCAAUUGGUUCUGGAGCCCAAGGAAUUGUUUGUGCUGCUUUUGAUACAGUUCUUGGGAUAAAUGUUGCAGUCAAGAAACUAAGCCGUCCUUUUCAGAAUCAGACUCAUGCAAAGAGAGCAUAUCGUGAACUUGUCCUCUUAAAAUGUGUCAAUCAUAAAAAUAUAAUUAGUUUGUUAAAUGUGUUUACACCACAAAAAACUCUAGAAGAAUUUCAAGAUGUGUAUUUGGUUAUGGAAUUAAUGGAUGCUAACUUAUGUCAGGUCAUUCACAUGGAGCUGGACCAUGAAAGAAUGUCCUACCUUCUUUACCAGAUGCUCUGUGGUAUUAAACAUCUACAUUCAGCUGGUAUCAUUCAUAGAGUAAGUAGUGAUACU